Molecule: messenger RNA, 7671 nt
Organism: Erpetoichthys calabaricus (reedfish)
Lineage: Eukaryota; Metazoa; Chordata; Cladistia; Polypteriformes; Polypteridae
Gene: jakmip3
Product: Janus kinase and microtubule interacting protein 3
Exons: 26
Coding region: 379-2898 (839 amino acids)
Molecular function (GO): kinase binding; microtubule binding
Source: RefSeq, a predicted model, not a curated record
UUCCAUUGCUAUAUGAUGUGUCAGGAAUGGUAAAGCCCCUUUUAUAUAUCGAGAGGGCUGUGCCUACUGAUUUUUGUUAAGGUUUCACAUUACUGCAUACAGUAAAUGGUCCUACUUGAGAUACUAGAGCAGCUCCGAGGUAAAGCAGGCAGACAGCACUCAGCCUAAAAAAGGAUCUUGUUCGUGAGAGUAUCAAAUUGCAAAAUAUGAAAGUAGAGGCUGCUGCCGAACUUACAAGAGAAAAGCAGAAAGAAUUCAAGUUAAUAAGCAGGUGGGAAAGAAAAUGUAGCUGAAGGGCAAGAGGAAAAAGAAGCCUCAAGCCUCAAACCAGAGGGUUCUCUGCUUGGGAUCUGACCCUCUGGAAAACACCAUCUCACAAUGUCAAAGAAGGUUACUGGCAGCCGAGCUAAGGGAGAAAAACCUGAUGCACUGGCUGCUUUGCAAGCUGCCAAUGAAGAGCUCAGGGCCAAACUGACUGACAUUCAAAUUGAACUUCAGCUAGAAAAGACUAAGGUAAGCAAGUUAGAGAGAGAAAAAAAUCACGAAUUGAAGCAUGAACAACACAAGUCAACUGUAGUUUUGACAGAACUUAAAACUAAACUUCAUGAAGAGAAAAUGAAAGAAUUGCAUUCAGUUCGGGAGAACUUGCUCCGGCAACAUGAGUCUGAGCUUCUGCGGGUCAUCAAAAUUAAAGAUAAUGAGAUCCAGAGGCUGCAGGCCCUCGUGAAUGCCUUGCGAGAUGGAACUACAGACAAGGUGAAAACAAUUCUCUUCUCUGAAGCCAAGGAAGAAGCGAAAAGGAUGUUUGAGUUUGAAAAGGUUAGAAUGCAGCAGGAGAUUUAUGAGCUGAAGGGAGUAAAGAAACAAAUGGAAGAAGCCUUAACUUUGGCAAUACAGGCGGACAAAAUUAAAGCUGCAGAGAUCAGGAGUGUCUAUCACCUGCAUCAAGAAGAAAUCAUCAGAAUCAGAAGGGAAUGUGAAAGAGAGAUUCGUAGAUUGAUGGAUGAGAUUAAAUUAAAAGACAGAACAAUCUGCACACUGGAAAGAGAGUUGGGAGUCCAGGCAGGGCAAGCUGAAAGACUCCAGCUCCAAAAAGAUGCUUUAGAUGAACAACUUGUCCAAUUCAAAGAGGCUGAGCGACAUCUGGGUAGCCCAAAACGGGAGCUUCCAUUUGCAAGUGGUGCAGGAGAUGCUUCAGAUCAUUCAGGAAGCCCUGAACAGCAGUUGGAUGAAAAAGAUGCCCGCCGCUUCCAUCUUAAAAUUGCUGAACUGAGUGCAAUUAUUAGAAAAUUAGAAGAUCGUAAUGCUCUUCUAUCCGAAGAAAGAAAUGAACUGCUCAAACGUCUUCGUGAAGCUGAGAGUCAGUAUAAACCGCUAUUGGAUAAAAAAAGGCGACUCAGCAGAAAGAAUGAAGAGCUGAAUCACUCUCUACGUCGAAUGGAAAACAAACUGAAAUUUGUCACCCAGGAAAAUUUGGAAAUGAGGGAAAGAGUUGGAACAAUUAGACGGCCCAGCUCCUUAAAUGACCUCGAUCAAAGUCAAGAAGAAAGGGAGAUAGAAUUUCUGAGGCUACAAGUUAUUGAACAGCAAAAUAUUAUUGAUGAUCUUUCAAAGGCUUUGGAAACCGCUGGAUAUGUAAAGAGUGUCAUAGAAAGAGACAAGCUUUUAAGAUACAGAAUACAGAGAAAAAAAAUAGUAAAGCCCUGUAAGAAGCCAGUGGUGGAAACAUUUUUUGGAUAUGAUGAAGAAGCCUCACUGGAUUCAGAUGGCUCUUCAAUAUCAUAUCAAACAGACAGAACCCCUUGCACCCCUGAUGAUGAUCUGGAAGAUGGAUUAGCCAAAGAAGAAACUGAACUACGCUUUCGUCAAUUGACUAUGGAGUACCAGGCUCUUCAGCGUGCCUAUGCAUUGUUACAAGAACAAGUUGGAGGAACACUGGAUGCUGAAAGAGAAGUUAAGACUCGCGAACAACUACAAGCAGAAAUUAUUCGGUACCAAACAAGGAUAGAAGAUCUGGAAAAAACAUUGGAACAUCAGGGGCAGGAUAUGAAAUGGAUUGAAGAAAAGCAGGCACUCUAUCGAAGAAACCAAGAACUUGUGGAUAAGAUCAAGCAAAUGGAGUCAGAAGAAAGCAAGUUAAAACAUGACAUCCAAGAUGUUAAAGACCAAAAUGAGCUGUUAGAAUUUCGCAUCCUGGAACUUGAAGAGCGAGAAAGAAGAUCUCCUGCAAUUAAUUUUCAAAACAUUCCAUUCAUAGAGGGUACAAGUCCACUCCAAAUGUAUUGUGAAGCAGAAGGUGUCACGGAUAUUAUCAUAUCAGAUCUUAUGAAGCAAUUGGACAUUUUAGGAGAUAACGGCGUAAGUAACUUGACGAAUGAAGAACAAGUUGUUGUUAUACAAGCAAGAACUAUUCUGGCCUUAGCAGAAAAAUGGCUCCAACAAAUAGAAGUCACAAAAUCUGCUUUACAGCAAAAAAUGCUUGACCUAGAAAAUGAAAAGGAUCUCUUCAGUAAACAGAAAGGUUAUCUGGAAGAGGAACUGGACUACAGAAAGCAGUCUAUGGAUCAGGCCCACAAGAGGAUUCUUGAAUUGGAGGCUAUGCUGUUUGAUGCCCUACAGCAAGAAGCAGGUGCAAAAAUGUCAGAGAUUUUGUCGGAGGAGGAAAGGGAAACAUUAAAAAGUGCAGUGGAGCAGUGGAAACGGCAAGUCAUGAGUGAGCUAAGGGAACGUGAUGCACAGAUACUGAGGGAGAGGAUGGAGUUGGUUCAUCAUGCACAACAGAGAAUUAAAGAGCUAGAAGAAAAAAUAGAAGCUCAAAAACGCCAAAUAAAAGAACUGGAAGAGAAGUUUUUAUUUUUAUUUUUGUUUUUUUCUUUAGCUUUUAUUCUUUGGUCAUAGUUUUGCAAAGCAGCUGGAGAAGGGUUGUUGGGGUCCAAAACCUACUCUGGCUAUAUCAGGUUAAAGGCAAGAACGAACCUUGGAUGGGAUACCAGUCUGUUGCAGGGCUUGUACUGAAUACUGUGAAGCUUUUAACUGCCUAUUAGGACGAAAUUGUAAAGCUGAAGCUAUGAUAACUAGAGCCAACCCUGUGUUUAUCUUUUUGGAAAGAAAUGCUGAAGUCGUAUUCUGAAUACCGCUACAGCAAUUACUUAAUGAAAAAUAACAAUCCUGGCAGGACUUGUAUCUGAUGAUGAUUUUUCAAGGAAAUUUGAUUUUUUGGAUAACACAUCUAAAGAGGAGAGAUUGAAUAAAUUUAAGUGUGUAGAACCAAUGAUAUAUACACUCAUUUUCCCUGCUGAGCAGGUUGUAUUAUGAACUGCUUCUUUUUUAGGAGCAUGAAUGAAAAAGAGAAAAAAGGCAAUGGUGACUUUUUCUUUGGGUCUGUUUUAUUUAUUUUUUUACCUUAAGGUAUUCAUGCAUUUCCUGAUAAAGAGAACCCUUAUUUAUAUUAGCUAGACUUAUGUUAUGAAAAAGACUAUGAGAAACAAGUCCUUUCAAGACAUUUAUAAAGCAUGCUGCUUAAAAAAAAAUCCCAGGAAGAACUUUUAUCAUGGAAAGAAUAAUUUUUUUAGGAAACACAUUCUUACGAAGAUGUUUACCUCAAUCAAGUGGUGCUUUGACCCAACAGAAAAAGAACGCAACCUGUUAUUUUAUCCCUCACUUACAGCAGAUCCAUGGAAUCAACAUUUUAUUAAGUAUACUAAUUUUGCAAUGGGAUCAUGGGAUAAUGAGAGUCUAUUACCAAUGCAGGAAUAACAGCUGAUGAAGUAAAGAGGAAGCAGUCAAAACUCAUGCUGUAUCUGGAGUCUCUGAGUAACAAGACCAAAUAAUGGACACAAAACUUAGACGAGAGAAUCUGGUGAAGAACAACAAAAACAAUUGACUGUCAAAUACUUCAUUAGACAGAGAUAAACUCUGGAUAUUGAUUGCAUAUACAUACUGUGUAACAGGAGCAUCAUUAUAGAAAGAAAAUACCAGUUCCCUGCUGACAUGCUUUUUCAUACCAGCUGUGUAAAACUGCCAGCUAUUUUAUGAACAGUGAAGUCUAACCCACUCGAUCCUAGUUUGCUUUUACGAACUGCUGAGAGAGCCAAUUUAAGUCUACUACAUGUAAUGCCUUUUAUUACCAGCAACGAAAACACCGUUGUCCCGAAUAAAGAAUGGAUCUGCUAGAUUAAGAACCAAACCUGCAAGUUAUGUUUGCCAUCAGAGAUGAAACCCACUGGUUAUCUCAAACAUCUGAGAACUCUAAAGCAACAAGCAUUAGAUAAAAACAGCCUGGAAAAAAAUGCAUCUUAAAUUACACUAAGAGAAACAUAUAUUGAGCUAUAGUGGACAUCCAAGUAACUUGUACACGUGUUCUAAGUGUCCUGCGUUUUACAUUUUUCUUAGCUGAUUUUUUGUAUCACAUUUAAUGUUAAAAUGUUAAUAUGCUAGGGUGUCUGCUUUUGCCCUUCAUUUCUAAUGUCAGAUGUGCUUAGUUUAAGGUUGUGGUUGCCUCCUCAUUUGCACAUCCUCGAACAGUGUUUGGACUAACUGAAUUCAUUGAAUGCACUAUGCAGGCUUUUAAAAAUUGCCUUAAUUUCUAGUUAUAUUUUCUUUUUGUAACCUAUGAAGAUAUUUUCUCUCAGAAAAAUUAAAAUUUAGCACUAUACUAUAUGGAGUACCAUACACAUACACUAGAGAUGAGGGCAAAAUAAUCAGGACAGUUGAGUUUUGCAAUAUUUUUUGUUUUAAUCAGUACAUAGAAGACAAGUAUUGGGAUUCCUUUGUCCUCUUUAUUAAUACACCAUGUAUAGGUUUAGGAGUCUGUACAGCAGUGCUAAUGUUUGCCGUAUGCUGUAUUGCUGUUAUGUACUUUACUAGUACAUUCAUAGUGACAUGCCUUCCAGUAGUUUCUCUACCACAUUAGCAAGUUUUGGUUUCUAUUCUUACAGGCAGUGUACCACAAAUGUGAGCACUGCUGCAGAGUUUUCAAUACCAAACAAUCUGGACACCUUUAUGUUGUGUGUUUAGGUUCAUUUUAAUUUUCACAAUGUUACAGCAAAGAAACAGCUUCAUAUGAAAUAUGCAGUUUGCAAGAAUUGUCAUAUUAAAAUCAAGCAUCCCAGCCAACUACAAAUUAGGACUGCCUCUCCUACCCAACAGACGGGAACACUUGAAGGUGGAUUUAUAGUGAAUUCUCAAACUGGUGUGACUUCCAUGUGUUCACAAGCCCCCUUCUGAGGGUUGGUGUGCUCCACUCCAAAUUGGCUGAAGUUUAUAAAUUCAUAAGCGAUGACGAAGCUCUGUGAGAAAACAAAAAGAGGGCCAUGAAAAGAUUAUAAAAAAAAAGUGUGUGCGAAACACUCCAUGAUGUUUUUCUCCGUGAUUAUAUGACUUGGAACUUCUGUCAGUAUUUUAAAAUGGAAGACUGUUUCAUUUGUGUGUAAAAAUCUGAUAAUUUACUGAGAAGUUUGCAAGUUAAUGCUCUACAAACAUACACAUGUAUGAAGCCCCAAGAAUUAUAUAUACCAAAUUGUUUAGUGUAUAUUCAAGCAGUAUUUUAAAUAUGAAAUAUUUCAAAGUCAUCUCUUUGUUGACAGGCCUUCUACAAACUUAAGAGUGGAUCUCAGAAGGACUCACCCUGCAGAAAGGUCCAGAUUUGUACCAGUAUGUGUCGUGUAGUCCAAGUAAACCUCCCAGUCCUACUGUGAAGAAGGCUAAGAUAUCAAACAUCCAUUUAAGUUAUGAAAAAAGAAAUUCUAGUUGGAUGUAACAAAUUCACAUUUUUCCUAUAUAGAUUUUUAAUUUUAAGAAAAAUAAAUAAAUAAAUUGCAUUAUAUCACAAAAUCAAAUUGCAAUACUUAAUAAAUUCCAAAAUAUUAAUAAAUCACAGUUUAAUUGCAAUGUGACCCAAGAAUCAACAGAUGAUAUCAUGGGGUCUCCCCCCUUAAGAGUGCACAUGACUCCAAACGUUACACUUUGAAGGACGUCUUUAACCCUGGUGAUUUUUCUGUGUACCCCUAUAGAAUCCAGCAGUAAGAACAAACUGAGGAAACGGGGGUUUUGAUGCAAAGGCGGGCCAACCAUAAGCUAAGGAAACCGAGUCACAUAAUACCUUUGCUUUUAAAGUGUGUAUGAUAUUUUUGAUAACAUUUUACAUGGUAUUGAUAUUAAAGUAGCUUCAUUUCCACAGUCCAUAGCGAAAUGAUGACUAUUGCAUUGCCAUCUAUAACAAGCCAUGGAGUUGCGAUCGAGCUGGUGGAGCACUUCACUGCCAUGCCAAGUUGUGCAUCUUUGCCAAGAAUUAGCAGUUGUAAUUUGCGUUAAUUAGGCUGUUCCAGCAUGAGCAAGAAUAACAAAUAAGGACUUACUCCUUCAAGAAUGGGCACUUUCUGCUCGAAGCUUCAUCUUCUGUGCACAGAAUGACUCUGAAGGUUGAGCUUUCUUGGCUCAGCACCAGAGGCAAAUUGACUUUGAAUGUUUGCUUCAUGGGACUUAAUGUAAUGUUAUGUAAAGUUGCAUUGAAUUGCAUAUUUCUGCAGCAAGAUAUAGAGGAAAAAAUGAAUGAUAAAAUUAUUUCCAAGAAAUGUGUUGUUUAUAUGUAUAAAGUAUAUUUUUUGUACAGAGAGACAUAGUGGCCAAAUGUACCAUUGUAAUUUUCUUUUCACCAAACAAACUCCAGUGCACUGUUAAUUAAUUAAAAAGAACCCCAAUCUUUUCUAAAAAUUACAAAAAGUGAAAAAGGCAUUAAAAAGUAAUCCAAAAUGAAUUUAAUUAUACAAUACCUCUUGUUAUUGCACACUACGGAGGCUAGAGAAUGAAAAACAGUUCUUGCUGUUUAUUUGUGGAAAUUAUAAAACCAAUUUAAUCCGAGCAAUGUCAAGGUAAUAAGUGCAAUAUGGGUGUAACGGUGAAUGUGUAUUUUGUUUGAAAAGUCAUAAUUUACAAGGUUAUAAUAAUAAGAGUCUCUGAGAGUGUCUAAACUAAAAUCCAUUUGAAGCCAACCUCAAAUAGCUGACAGCAUAAGCAGCACAUAAUGUCUCCAACAUCUUACUCAAGCUGUUAAAGGACAGUAACUGUUAUUUGAUCAUUUCAAAACAAUAAUUACUAGCCUUCAAUGAAACCCUGAGUGCCUUACACAGCUUGAAAACAAAAAUGUUUAGCUUUCAUCGAGAAGCCUUUCAUCUCUGUAACUGAGGUGCAAGAUACCCUGGACAUUUUGGCAACCUGAUGCCAAACUUUGAACUGCACAGUGUCAGCACUUAAGUAGUUAGAUUACACUCGACAUUUUUAUGGAUUUAGUUUAGUCUCAGGAAAUCGUAUUAUAAAUAUUUGUAUUUAUUUGUAUUCAUGAUUGUUCCUUGUACAUUUUAUAUAAUGGUUCUAUUGUAAAUUUAUGCAAGAUAUAUAAAUAACAUAGAUCCUUGCAUUUGGCUAAACAGGUCAAAUGUAAACUAUUUUAAGUUAUCAAUAUUAUAUUCUCUUAAAACCCAUAUCCAAAAUAUGUACUGUUUAGUAAGUGAUAAAACUGUAAUUUGCAGCCCUUAAACCAGGACUAUUUGUUGAUCAGCUACAAAUUUUACACAUAUUUUUGUAUUGUGACCCAUGUAUAUUAGAUAUUUCUAUUCAUUUGUAAAAUACAUAUAAUAAUGUAAAUUUUUAAUAAAGCUUUGUUUUCCUGCUUCA